Rubroshorea leprosula is the source of this 625-nucleotide messenger RNA. The record is from the annotation of a GenBank genome assembly. Lineage: Eukaryota; Viridiplantae; Streptophyta; Magnoliopsida; Malvales; Dipterocarpaceae.
GUAAUUGAAACUGACCUAAAGCUCCUCUUUAAUUAUCCUAAAAAGGUAGAUCCGAUUAUUGCUGACUUAAACAUCGGAGUGUCUACCCCGGGACCCACCUCGGGGCUUUGUAGGUUCAUCUGAAGUGAAGAUGCGGACUGAAAAAGGACUUCUGGUUUGGUGCAAUUACAUUGGCGCUGUCUGUGGGAAACCGAACUAAAAGCUCUCUUGUUGCUCUCUCAUCAUGGUUAACACUCAAUCAGUCCGAGCUGGAAAUCCAUCUCAGCCUCUUAGACAAGGUCAAGUCCCCAACAACCUUCCACCUCACCUCCCACCUCAGAUCCCAAAUAUGUUCCCUCCUGUUGAUCAUGCAGAAGGAGGAGAUGAAAACCAACCUCACAAUUUAGCUCACAACUCAGCUUCCACCAACAAUCAAGACGUAGUUACAACUCAGCUUGCUGCCAUGCAGCAACAGUUUGGUGUCUUUCAAUUAGUAUUGGCUCAGCUCCUAGCUCGGAAUAAUCCUGGUGAUCCCCUCAUCAAUUUACUCAACCCUGCUCCACAAUCCCCAGCUCCAUAGCAAGACCCUCAACCAGUUCAGCAUGCUCCCGCUCUCAGUCAGUCUCAGGGCCAGUCCCACCUAGCA